Molecule: messenger RNA, 784 nt
Organism: Pogonomyrmex barbatus (red harvester ant)
Lineage: Eukaryota; Metazoa; Arthropoda; Insecta; Hymenoptera; Formicidae
Gene: CPR18
Product: cuticular protein 18
Cellular component (GO): chitin-based extracellular matrix
Molecular function (GO): structural constituent of chitin-based larval cuticle
Source: RefSeq, a predicted model, not a curated record
GAAGGUCCACGAAUGUCCAGGUGGAGGAUAUAUAAAGCGGAAGACGUGCAUGUUAAGUCAGUGUACGAGAAGCUUCCAAGUGACAGCUAGGAAAAAUAAAAUAUAUCUUUUUUUCGACAUGAAUCCAUUGAUAAUCGCUUUAUGCGCCCUCGUGGCAACGACAGUAGCCGCCCCCCUUGACGACACCACUCCAAUCCCCAUCCUCAAGCAAGCCUUGGACGGGCCCAACCCCGACGGCUCUUAUAACUACAGCUACGAGACCGGUAAUGGCAUUCAGGCUCAGGAAGAGGGUCAUCUCAACAAUGUCGGUACCGACAGCGAAGCCCUGGAGGCACGAGGCAGCUUCAGCUUCACUGACGCCAACGGCCAGACCUAUCAAAUCUUAUACGUGGCGAACGAGAACGGAUUCCAGCCGGAGGGUGCUCAUUUGCCCACCGCGCCGCCGGUACCAGCUCAUAUCCUAAAGGCCCUUCAGUACAUCGCCGAACAUCCCGAGGAGGACGAAAAGCAUUAAAGGACACCGGAGAAGACCCCAUGAUGGAAUAGAACGAGGCGAGUCAAAGAUGCGAAUCUUCAGGAUGUAAGACGGAUGUAGGACAAGGCGGAUCUGAUCGUUAUAUCGAGAAUUGAUGGGUACUCGAUUCCUGUAUAAGGCGGUCCUUUGUGUCGUCAUUUUUGUAUUUAUGCGCGCCUCUACAUGAAUUUUUUAAUAUUCUUUUGUACAAUAUCUGUAUACAAAUAGAAUCUGAAUAAUAUAUUAUAAAUAAACUUCAUCGAUGUGCAA